Vanrija pseudolonga is the source of this 1119-nucleotide messenger RNA. RefSeq lists its product as uncharacterized. The coding region runs from base 1 to 1119 and encodes 372 amino acids. Lineage: Eukaryota; Fungi; Basidiomycota; Tremellomycetes; Trichosporonales; Trichosporonaceae. The record is from RefSeq and is a predicted model, not a curated record. The transcript has a single exon.
AUGACAACACCUCAACCAGACGGGUACCCGCCGCGGAAGCGCCGUCGUCUUUCGGCCCGGCCCUCUAGCAGUCACCAUGACGUUGCAAGCCUGUUACCCAACAGUCAAGGAUCACAAGCAGGGCCUCAAGCCGUCCCCCCGCCUCCCCUUCAGCUCGACUGCUCCACGCCCUCGCCAAUCAGCUACCAAUACCAUGCCAACAUUAUGGACACGAUUGUCACAUUCGCAGCGCCUCAAACACUGUUGGCGCUUCGCGCCACCUGCCACGACCUUCGCAUCUCCGUGGAGAGGUCACUCUUCGGCAUGGUAGUCGAGGGGCAUGCGGUUGCGUGCUGCGGUGGCUGGCGUGGCAGCUUCUACGGCGUUAGUUCGCGUACCUUGUCGCUCCUCUACAGCAUGUCAAAGGCGGCAUCAUUGCUUGGACCUGUCGCUGUCCUGCCUACAACUACCAGCACGCUGUCAAAGGUGACGAUUACAGUCAACGGGGAGCACCUCUCCAACCUCCUCAUCCCCUUCAGGUUUCGCAUCCUCGAGGUUGUCGUUUUGAAGGCGCCACCACACCAACAGACCCCCGUCUACAUCCCGAAGGUCACCGAGGUCGACGUUAUCCACUGGCCGGUCGACUGGACAGGUGUCAACCUCAAAGCCGGUCCCCACAUUUGGCCAUUGACGCGCCCGAUCUUGCGUGGCGGAACAGAUGCCGACUACGUUGCCUAUAUCCGAAGAUUCCGAAACAACCGCCCUACGCUUUCUCAGAUCACCAUGAUUCUCCAAGGGCCGGCUGUGGACGGUACGCCCGAGCAGUUGAAUUCGAUUGUUAAUCGUACCUUUUACCCGCUCAUAUAUCAAUCCGUGCGCUUCUCCAGGCUGGUUGUAGUUGGACUGGACAGCAUGUUCCACACCGCAGGUCGAGAAACCAUCCUUUGGCUUAAACACAUGAUCUGGCACAACCUGUUUCGAGCCCUGCGACGCAUGGGUGAGAUGCCUCGCCGCGUCACAAUCCACUUCAUUUCAAAGGCCGAGUGGUACGCCCGCUUGAUGCCCAUCAAUCCGCGCCCCGAACCGCGUCCUCCUCCUGCGCUAGAGACGUUGAUGGGCAGGCUCUCGCUCGUCGAUUAG